This is a messenger RNA of Heterotrigona itama, 1947 nucleotides long. The record is from the annotation of a GenBank genome assembly. Lineage: Eukaryota; Metazoa; Arthropoda; Insecta; Hymenoptera; Apidae.
AUGUUCUUACUGUUAGCUGUAUUUCUAGAAGUAUUUCUAGUAGCAUUUCCAGAAGAAGAAGUAAUAGCGAGGUACUUUUAGUAAUAUCUCUAAUUGUGUUUCCAGAAGAAUAAUUAUGAUGUUCUUGCUAUUUCUAGAAAUUUUUGUACGGAUUAGAUCGAUGAGAUGUACACAGUGUGCGUUACGUAGUCCCUAAUAGGAACGAUAGCGACGAGAUAAAAAGAAACGACUGUUACCAUUUCGCGUUCAAAGAUUAAGUAAAUUUCAGCGAGCUUUAAUGCUAUUUAACUAUAACGGAAAAGUGUAAUGCAAGUGCAAAGUGAGUCACGCAAGAUUAGAAAUCGUGAUAUUUUACAAGCUAUUAACGUCGUAAAAAACAGUACGAGAUGACGUAGAUACAACGACGAAUGAAUAAUGCAUUUUUCAAAUCUCGUUCACGAUCGUGACCUUUGCAGCAAUAAAGUGCCACGUUUAUUAUUUUUUUAACGAAGCGGCGCCGUUUCCGUAACUGAGUCGCGAGUAGCUUUAAUAAACUAACGCAGUGAGUUUCCUUUCGUGCUUUCUAAUUACAAAUAUGGCCAAAUUGCAAAUAUCAAAUUUAUUGUUUUGUUUCAUCAUUAUCACUAUGUCAUUCAAUGGCUAACUAUUUCUUUUAAAGAAGAAUAUGUACUUUGCACCCUUACAUCCGGACGUUUUAGCUGUAUCUUUUAGUUUUGAGAAAUUACGUCUUUACUUUCUAGAUAAAAAUUUCAGUAAUUCAAUUAUUUGACUAAAUAAAUCCAAGAUGAUUCCAUUUUUUUACAGAUAUUACAGAUAUACACUUUCAAUAUUAUGGCACAAUAGAAUUCAUUUUUAAAUUAAAGCGGCUGUGUACAAAAUCUGCGUGCUUCAUUUUGUAGAAAAUUCCACGAUAAUUGCAUUCGUUCAGAAAUUAAUGAUAUAACAAUAGUUCGAUCUCUAUUCGGUGAGUUUGCAGUUGAAAAGAAAAAGAUCUGGUGAAAAAGGAUCCAAUAGCAAGAGACUCACCAGCAAGGUCUUUGCUGACAAAAGAGACGAGAUUUUCGAGACAACAGAGAGUCUCAUUGGUCUAUUUGAAAGCACGUUCGCGCAACCCAGUCGAGUUCAACGGAGGCGAAGCCAUACCUGUGGAUCGGUGCCUCGAAAGUUAAGGGUCCCGGUGCAGUUGAUUAACGAUGUGAGCGUCCAGGUCGAGGUGGGUGGCGCAUGCCUUUGUGACAGCACGACCGCUCCUCCGCUCCUCGACAUCGCCACCGUUGCUAUCACGGAUUAUUAUAACUCGUACGUUUCAUCUGGUACCUCCAUCGACCGGUAGACAUCGACAUGGUACCCGGCUAUCGUCACGUCCGUUUGUCCACGCGUCUGGAGAAAAACGGCGCUACUCUUACGUUCUCUUCGAAAUCGUCUUGAAUUCGAGAUUUCGUGAAGUAUCGAUAAGAUAUAGGUAACGGAACAGUUCACUGUGCACGCCUAACGAUCUUCGUCGAGUUUGAUCUUCGAACGAGACACGAUGUGGGUCUUAUAACAGUAAGCUUGAUUAUUCAGUGUAAAUUUCAAAAUUGAAUUUUAAUAGAUACAUUAAAGGUUAAUUUACUCAAAUAAUAAUUACUUAACUAACAACUGUGUUUCAAUUCAGUCUUAAGGUUUUGUUUACGAUUGUGUCAAGCAAAUUCGAUUCUGAACGAACAUGUAAGUAUGUAGCUAUACCUGUAUUAUUUCAAAUCGUGUUUCGACUGAGGAGCUUAAUGAAAUUUAUAAUGAUUACGUAAUUUCCACCUUCAGUUUUAGAUUAAUUCUGCACGAAGGUUCAAGCGUAUUCACAACAUCUUUUAAGAAAUGAUUUUUAAGCUACGUUUACGCGAAAUUGCAAUUCAGUGGUUGAUUGAACGUGAUAUUGGACCUAGAUCCGAGUCCAAUUUCGCACAAUGA